Molecule: messenger RNA, 472 nt
Organism: Wasmannia auropunctata (little fire ant)
Lineage: Eukaryota; Metazoa; Arthropoda; Insecta; Hymenoptera; Formicidae
Exons: 1
Source: RefSeq, a predicted model, not a curated record
AAAGGUCUCGGCGGAAAAGGGAAAUUAACAGGAAAAUUAAUCGAUGAAUUAACUAUAUAUUAUGGCCUUAGCAUACGUCGAAAUUGUAAUUCUAUCGAGAAAAUGAAAAAAGAAAUAUGGGCGACACUGUAUCAUAAAAUUUCCACAGACGAAGAACCGCAACAUGACUACUGUCCAUCCGGCGCAGAUUCAUGGUGUUCAUGGCAGAAAGCAAAAGCCUCUGAUAAUUUAGAAGAGUACACACAUAAAAAGCCUCUUAAUAAAGAAGUUUUCAAUGUCAUAAAACCUAUUUACGAAGAUUUAAGCAAUGACGACCUUUUAUACCGUUGCUUAGGAGGCUUUACACAAAACAAUAACGAAAGCAUCAAUGCUGUUGUAUGGUCAAUAGCAUCAAAAACAUUUUCAAGCGGUAAAACAAUUCUUGAUAUAACGGCAGAUAUUGCUGUUUGCAAAUUCAAUGAUGGAUUUACAA